UAAUACAAUAAAAUGAAAGGAAGAGGAAAUUUCUGUUCAUAUUAAAUUUUAAAAUUCUCAAUAAUAUAUUAACUCCUUCCUUCUUCCGCGAAAGUCUCCACCGGCGACACAGAGAUGAUCACUAUGGCGAACAGUAUCGGCGUGAUACCAACGCCGGCGCCCACGGCCGCUCGUCCUGCCUGUUCUAUGACGGUAUUCUCUAGUACUGAUUUCAAAUCGUCCUAUUCCCCGUCCGUGAGUUCUCUAUCGUCAGUUGUUGUUAAUCCUUUCAACUGCUCGAUUACAAGAGGGAGAAGAUUCUUCAGCGAAGUUACUGUCAAAUCAGAUUCCGGUACUUUGUCUUCAGCUGCUGCUGUUUCGGCGGCGACGACGUCAUUGUCGGAGGAUGAGACGGAUGAAGCGGCUGCCGCUAGAAUUGGAGCCAGAGUUAGGGUUAAGGUGCCUUUGAAGGUGUAUCAUGUUGCUAAGUUACCGGAGGCGGAUCUUGAGGGGAUGGAAGGAGUGCUGAAGGAUUAUGUACGUGUUUGGAAGGGGAAGCGUGUAUCUGCUAAUCUUCCGUAUAAGGUGGAGUUUGUUGUUCCAGUCGAAGGCCGUCCACCGGUCAAAUUCGUAGCUCAUCUUAAGGAGGAAGAAUUUGAAUACGUUUAAUCAGGCUUGUUAUUCCUAAUCUUCUUUAUUCUAAUGAAUCACUAGGCCAAGGCAAUUAUUGUUUUUUGGAUCUCAAUAUUAAUACAAAGCUCCCUUGUGCAGUAUUAUUACCAACCUUUUAAGGUUUGAUCUUCUUCUA
Cucurbita moschata (crookneck pumpkin) is the source of this 787-nucleotide messenger RNA. RefSeq names its product ferredoxin-thioredoxin reductase, variable chain, chloroplastic-like. Gene Ontology annotation, biological process: photosynthesis. The record is from RefSeq and is a predicted model, not a curated record. The transcript has a single exon. The coding region runs from base 115 to 648 and encodes 177 amino acids. Lineage: Eukaryota; Viridiplantae; Streptophyta; Magnoliopsida; Cucurbitales; Cucurbitaceae.